Pocillopora verrucosa is the source of this 1519-nucleotide messenger RNA. Lineage: Eukaryota; Metazoa; Cnidaria; Anthozoa; Scleractinia; Pocilloporidae. The record is from RefSeq and is a predicted model, not a curated record.
AUGAAUAACACGCGUGAAAUCCUAGAGAAGAUCAAAAUAGGUUUGGAUGCUGCCACAUAUCUUCUGAAGACUGAUCGUGGUAUACAAGCCUCUGAUUUGUGUGAUGAAUGUGUAAUCUUACUCAACAACCUAGACUUUGGUAUUAACGGCCUUGAUAUCUCUGAGGUAAUAUUUAAUGCGUACUAUGCAAUCUCUGGUUACACAAAUGCAAUAAGUUGCACCAUUAAACUUACUGACAUAUUCUACAAUGCUGGAAUAUCAAUGAAGGAACUGGGAGACAAAUAUUUACGAAGAAGUAGGUUUGCAGAAGCCAAGAAACUUUUUGAAAGCGUAGUUGCAAUCAAUAAAACAAUUGGCUUUAAAAGUGGAGAAGCAAUCACUUAUGGCAGGCUAGGAUGUGUGUUUGAAUUACUUGGUGAAUAUAACAAGGCUAAAGAACAUCAUGGGAAAGCACUUACUAUCGCAACAGAAAUUGGCGACAGGAAAGGAGAAGGAGUAUGCUACGGGAACCUUGGAAAUGUGUUUAAAUCGCUCGGUGAAUAUCAGAAGGCUAAAGAAUAUAACGAGAAAGCACUCGUUAUCGCAACACAAAUUGGCGACAGGAAAGGAGAAGGAACACAGUACGGGAACCUAGGAGUUCUGUUUCGAUCACUCGGUGAAUAUCAGAAGGCUAAAGAAUAUCAUGAGAAUGCACUUGCUAUCGCAACAGAAAUUGGCGCCAGGGAAAAAGAAGGGACAUGCUACGGGAACCUUGGAUGUGUGUUUGAAUCACUCGGUGAAUAUCAGAAGGCUAAAGAAUAUCACGAGAAAGCACUUGCUAUCGCAACAGAAUUUGGCGAAAGGGGAGGAGAAAGAGUAUUCUACGGGAACCUUGGAAAUGUGUUUCUAUCUCUCGGUGAAUAUCAGAAGGCUAAAGAAUAUCAUGAGAAUGCACUUGCUAUCGCAACAGAAAUUGGCGCCACGGAAGGAGAAGGGACAUACUACGGGAACCUUGGAUGUGUGUUUGAAUCACUCGGUGAAUAUCAGAAGGCUAAAGAAUAUCACGAGAAAGCACUUGCGGCUAAGGAACAUUUUGACAAAGCCCUUACCAUCAGUACAGAAACUGGCGAAAGAAAUUGUGAAGGAUGGUGCUACGCAGGCCUUGCAGAUGUGUUUUAUUCGUUUCAUGACUACCAGAAGGCUACAGAACUAUACGAAAAACUGCUAACUAUCAGCAUGAACGUUGGUGAUAAGAGAGGACAGGGAUUGAGUUACCUAAGACUUGGAGAUGUUUCUCUAUCGCUUGGAAAUUAUGACCAAUCGGAGAAAUUCUUUAACAAAGCGCGCUCGAUGAGCAGCAAAAUUAGAGGCAAUAUGAUUUACUUUAAGAGCCUCCUCGGUAUUACUCGAGUAAAGAUGUCGCAAUCAAAGUUAGAGGAUGCAAUGCAGUAUCUUCGUCAAAGUAUUGAAAUUUAUGAAAAGUUGCGAAAUUUUCUCAAAGGAAACGAUGAAUUUAAAACGUCUCUCUUGGAAGAGCACG